This is a messenger RNA of Cavenderia fasciculata, 1377 nucleotides long. Its product is annotated as putative transport transmembrane protein. The coding region runs from base 1 to 1377 and encodes 458 amino acids. Gene Ontology annotation, molecular function: transmembrane transporter activity. Lineage: Eukaryota; Evosea; Eumycetozoa; Acytosteliales; Cavenderiaceae. The transcript is spliced from 3 exons. The record is from RefSeq and is a predicted model, not a curated record. Gene Ontology annotation, biological process: transmembrane transport.
AUGGAAUCAAAUGGAAUACCAAGGAAUGUUUCAUGGGGAGAAAAUUUAGAGUAUUAUGUUGAUCAAAAUGCAGCAAUUGGAGGAGAUUAUCAUUUAGAUGAAUCGUCAGAUGACGAUGAUGAUGAUCAAGAAUAUGAUAGUGUAUCAUCGAGAUCAACCAUUUCCACUCCAUUGUUGACAUCAUCGUUUGCCAGAUUGAUGGGUAUUGCAGACUCUCCAUCAUCAUCUUCUGACUCUUCAGCCUCUUUAAUUGAACAACAACCAUUACAAUCACCAGCAUCGGAACAAUCAUCGGUGGUCACAAUCAAGCCAGAAAAGACAUUUUGGGAAUUCAUGACACGAGACAAGAUUAAUCUCUAUUGUCUAAUGAUAUUCUAUGUUGUCUAUAUCUUGUUGUAUGGCCUUUUGGUACCACAACUAUUCAUCACCUAUGUAUUUGCAAAGUAUCCAGAUAGAAGUGAUAAAGAUAACAAUGCAGCUGCAACUCGAUUAAAAUCAGUGGCCGAUGCUCUUCCCUAUUUGGUCUUUUUCCUCGUCGGUCCAGUAAUGGGUGCUUUCUCUGAUAAAUAUGGUAGAAAGAAAACCUUUUUUAUAUCUACUUUUUGUUAUUUUAUUGAUGCAUUUGGAUAUUUGGCAACUUUAAAAACAAAUAAUUUAAUCUAUUUCUAUGUUGGUCAUGCAAUUGGUGGUUUUGCACAAUCGAUACAAUCAAAUUCAAUGUCCUAUUUGGCAGAUGUUACAACACCGUUGGAGAGAACAAAAGCAUAUGGCUUUUCGGGUGGAUGUGCUGGUUUAGGAGUAUUGCUUGGCCCAGCUGCCAGUAUCUUUCUAAGCUCGCUCGGCAACCUAUAUUACAAUGUCUAUGCUGUACUUGGUAUCCUUGGUAUUUGUUUGGCUUUGAAUAUUACACUACCAGAAUCGAUUCACAGAGCACCCAUCACUGCACCCAAGGUUAAACGUACACUCAACCCAUUCAAAGCAUGUUGGAAGCUUUUAUCCAACUCGAGAUAUCUAUGUUUUGUCGCUCUCAUCUAUGCCUCCUACACUUUUACAUCACAAGAUACCAUUAGUACAUCUUUCAUGUACACUCGUAUUCGAUACAACUGGUCAGCACAAACAUUUAGUACUUAUAUGGUUUUCCUUGGUGUAGCCUUUGUUUUUUGGAAUGUAAUUGUUGUUCCAUUUGCAACUAAAAGAAUUUGUAAGAUUAAAUUAUAUUGCAAGAGUCCAACCAAAGGUGAUAUUAAAAAGGCUGUGUCGUCUGACGACCUCACACAAUCCAUCUUUUCCAAACAUAAUGGUAUCAUUGGUAUCAAUGUAUCUGAAGAUAUCAAUGAUGAUUAUGAUAUAAAUAUAAUGAGGAAUGAACGUUCCUAA